Messenger RNA from Gasterosteus aculeatus aculeatus (three-spined stickleback), 7074 nucleotides. It is a transcript of the gene tiam1a, whose product is annotated as TIAM Rac1 associated GEF 1a. NCBI's taxonomy places the organism in Eukaryota, Metazoa, Chordata, Actinopteri, Perciformes, Gasterosteidae. The record is from RefSeq and is a predicted model, not a curated record. Gene Ontology annotation, molecular function: guanyl-nucleotide exchange factor activity; protein binding. Gene Ontology annotation, biological process: activation of GTPase activity; small GTPase-mediated signal transduction. Gene Ontology annotation, cellular component: cytosol; plasma membrane.
CACACUCUCACACACACACCCUCUCCUCUGCCUUCAGUCUGGUCUAAGCGUGCAAGAGGCAGCAUGUGUGAGUAUGUGCUGUAAUGUGUGUGUGUGGAGUCCAGGAGACGUCUCACGGAUGCGAGGAUUCCCCUGUUUGCUCUCGGAGAGGAUCCCAGCUGCUUUUAACCACCACAGGGAAUUAGCUGUUACUCACGCAGGAAAACACCGGGAGCUUAAGCAAAGGGACACCUGACACCUCCGUUUGAGGAGGUGUAGAGGAUCAUGUGGUCGGUGAGAGAUGACUCGAUGAGGACCAAUUAAUGAUGUGGCUGCUCAACCAAAGCUGAAUCAUGGGAAACGCCGAAAGUCAAAACGGGGACAGUGGUUUCUACGGCGAUGUGACGGCGCAUCUCUCCCGCAAGCACACGUCCAGGUCACUCCGCAUCUCCAGCAAGCAGCCGGUCGCCCGCCGCCCUCGCCACUCUUCUUCAGUGAAGCAGGAGCACAGAAACUCGGAUGCCUCAACGCGCUCCUCCAGCACCCCGAGCAUCCCGCAAUCCCUGGCGGAGAACGGACUGGGAGCUUUUAACGCCGCGGAUGCAUUUGGAGAGUUCGGCAUCAACCCUCACUGGACGCAGCGCGUCGCUAUGACAAUGAGGCCGGAGUCCUACCAACAAGACGACGACCCGUUGGCCACGCCGACCCCUGAAACCUCGGAGGCGGACACCGUCGCUCCGGCCGGUGGAGAGGACUCCAUGGGGGAGGAGGAGGAGGAGGAGGAGGAAGAGGAAGAGGGUGACGUUGUCGGGGAGGAACGGUACCUCCAGAGAAUGACUGAGGGUCCACGGGAGGGAGGGAGUUUUAAAAAGAAGAGGUCCAAGUCAGCGGACAUGUGGAGGGAAGAUAGCUUGGAGUUCUCCAUGUCGGACCUGAGCCAGGAGCAUCUGACCAGUACUGAGGAGAUGAUAGGUGGAGGAGAAGAAGAAGAGGAGGAGGAGCAGUUCGCACGGCCCAGAGGCAACGCAGGCUCCGCUGAAAGGGCAUCGUCUCUGGACCAUCUGUGCAGCCAGCAGAGUCCCGGCCUCAGGGGGCAGAGGAGCCGCUACGCUAAAAACCGGAGAGAAGCCCCGUGCGAUGGGGACGGGGGAGGGGACGAGGGGUUGAUGUCUCCCAGCGAGGAGGAUGGUGGCGGGUACGGAGCGUUCACGCUCCCCUGCCGACGCUCCCACUGCCUGUCGGAGGGCCUGGCGGGGCUGGGGGCCCCCGCCGCCCCGUGCCCCGGUUUCCAGGGACGCCGUGCACAAACUACCCAGGACAUCUCAGGGGUUUUGGGCGAGGGAAGCGAGUACGGCGACAGUGGCAUCGACGGCGUCGCCACGGAGAUAGACGGGGACGGAGAGCUGGUGUCUCGCCGCUGUAAGGCCAUGUCGGCCUCCUUCUCCGUCUACUCGGCUACUGAGAGCAGCCUUUUCAACGGGAGCGACAGCGGGAGCAGCAGCGCAGGAGGAGGAGGAGGACGGGCAGGCGAUGGGGGCAGGGGAGGCGUGUAUGAGAAUUUCCGAAAGGAGCUGGACAAUCAAGCCUGGACACAUCAGGGUCGUGACUGCGCCGAGGAGGCUGCAUCUGCUGUGAGCGACGAGCGGAGCAGCUGCACACUGAGCGGUGCGUAUCCAUCGGACAUUCCCAUUGGCUGCGCACAAGGCAUCGUCAGGAAGGCAGGAGCUCUGGCUGUGAAGAACUUCUUGGUUCAUAAGAAAAACAAGAAAGUGGAACCUGCAACCAAACGCAAGUGGAAACACUACUGGGUCUCUUUGAAAGGCUGCACUCUUUUCCUGUACGAGUCAGACGGUCGUUCCGGGAUCGACCACAACAGCGUUCCCAAACACGCAUUGUGGGUGGAGAACAGCAUUGUCCAGGCCGUACCUGAGCACCCCAAGAAAGAUUUUGUCUUCUGCCUCAGCAACUCAGUGGGAGACGCUUUCCUCUUCCAGACGUCGGGCCAGACAGAACUGGAGAACUGGAUCACAGCGAUCCACUCCGCCUGCGCCGCUGCUCUGGCUCGGCAGCACCACCGGGAGGACACAGUUCGGCUUCUGCGGACCGAAAUCCGCAAACUGGAGCAAAAGAUCGACAUGGACGAAAAGAUGAAGAAGAUGGGAGACAUGCAGCUGUCGACAGUCACGGACGCCAAGAAGAGGAAGACCAUUUUGGAGCAGAUCUUCUUGUGGGAGCAGAACUUGGAGCGUUUUCACAUGGAUCUGUUUCGCUGCCGGUGCUACCUGGCCAGUCUGCAGGGCGGCGAACCCCCCAACCCCAAACGGCUGCUAGGCUUCGCCUCGCGUCCCACCAAGCUGGCCAUGGGACGACUUGGCAUCUUCUCCGUCUCCUCCUUCCAUGCGCUGGUGUCAGCUCGCACUGAAAGCAGCAUCAGGAGGCGGAACCAGGCCAUGCCUCGGACCUUCAGCAAACGGCGUAGCCGGUUCUCGUCCCUGUGGGGGCUGGACACCACCUCAAAGAGGAAGAGCAAGGGACAUCCUUCACUCAACCAGGUCUUCGUUGAUGGGAUGGAGCCGGUGAAAAAGCCAUUGGAGCGCAUGUUUGAAGACUCAGCCAGUGAGAAAUCUAAGGAGAAAGAGGCCUCUGUGAAAAAUCUGCCUCAGCAGAACAUAGACAGCGACAUUUGGGUUCCUGAUUACCUGGCUCCCUCCUGGGUGUGUCUGCCCAACAAUCAUCCCGUCUUGGCCAUCGUACAGCCCGGCGAGACAGCGCUGGAAGUCCUGAGCAGCGUCUGCAAGACCCAUAAAAUAGACUCUUCCAGCCACUACCUGCGUUUGAAAAUGUGGAUCGACAACCGAAUACUCUUUUAUGUUCCCAAAAUUGAAGAGGAUAUUUCUGAUCUGCUCUACAAAGAGAUUGAGGUUCGCCCCAAAGCUACCAAGGUGAUCCGGUUCGACAAAGCAGAGUCCAGCGCCAUCGGAUUUGGCUUUUCUGUGGCAGUUAUCGAUGAGGAGGGGACACAGCAGCUCCAUAUUACUGAAGUGAAAGCAGAGGGACUGGCCGCCGCUAAAGGUUUAAAAGCAGGCGAUGAGAUUCUGCUGCUGAACGGCAAACCCGCGUCCGCCCUCCAGAUGGACGAUAUGAGGGCGGCGUUUGUAAACCAAGCGCUGACCUUGAGCGUCAGCACCCUGCCCCAGCUGGACCCUCGCGUGCUGUGCUGCCUUCCUCCGCGGCGCUCCGACGGGGAGCAGGACCCGGCCACUGACAUCUUCUCCCAGAGCCAAGAGGACAUCCUGGAUGAGGUGUCGGGGUUGACGGUGGAGAGCCCGGAUGACAGUUUAGAGGAAGCAUCUCCUCUGACUCUGAGAAGUCCUGAAGAUCAUCAGGAAGACAAAACGCGCGUGUGGACCGGACAAAAGAGCACGGAGCAGGUCACCGCUUUCUGCCGCAGUCUCCAUGACAUGAAUCCCCUGGAGCGCCCUAUGUCAUCUUCCUCAUCUUCGUCCUCGUCAUCCCUCUCCCCGAGCCCCGUGUCAGCUUUACCGCCCGCGGCGGGCAUCGCCACCCAGAGACAGCUCUCCCACGCAGACAAACUCCGCAAGGUCAUCAAUGAACUUGUGGAGACGGAGAAGACAUACGUCAAAGACCUGAGGUGCCUCAUAGAGUGCUACUUAACACCUCUGCAGAAAGAGAGCUUCCUUACACAGGAUGAGCUGGACGUUUUGUUCGGUAACCUCGGGGAGAUGGUGGAGUUCCAGGUGGAGUUUCUGCAGACACUAGAAGAUGGGAUCAGACUGGUGCCAGAUCUGGACCGAUUGGAAAAGGUGGCGCAGUUUAAGAAAGUGCUGUUCUCCUUGGGAGGUUCAUUCCUGUAUUAUGCCGAUCGCUUCAAGAUCUACAGCGCCUUCUGCGCCAGCCACACCAAGGUCCCCAAGGUCCUGGCUAAAGCGAAAACCGACCCAGAUUUCAAGGCUUUUUUGGCUGAGAGGAACCCGAGACAACAACAUUCAUCCACUCUGGAGUCUUACUUGAUCAAACCCAUCCAGAGGGUCCUGAAGUACCCGUUGCUGCUCAGGGAGCUCCACUCACUCACUCACCCUGACAGCGAGGAACACUACCACCUGGACGUUGCUAUGAAGGCCAUGAACAAAGUUGCGAGCCACAUCAAUGAGAUGCAAAAGCUUCACGAGGAGUACGGAGCCGUUUUCGACCAGCUCAUCAACGACCAGACUUCAGAUAAAAAAGAGGUGGCUGACCUCUCAAUGGGCGAUCUUUUGCUGCAUUCUACUGUGGUGUGGAUCAACCCUCCAGCCUUUUUGGUCAAAAGCAAAAAGGAGCGUGAUAUGGCUGCUUUUGUGUUCAAAACAGCAGUUGUGUUUGUGUACAAAGACAGCUCCAAGCACAGGAAAAAAAUAGGUGGAACUCACCGAGCAUCUGUGAUAGAUGACAAAGAUCCUUUCCGUUUCCGUCACAUGAUCGCAACUGACUCUCUCCAAGUUCGUGCCCCUGCAAACUCGGAGGGCACAGCCGUAUGCGAGAUAGUUCACACGAGAUCUGAAUCCGAAGGAAGACCAGAGGCAACCUUCCAGUUGUGCUGCAGUUCUCCAGAUAGUAAGAAGGACUUCCUGAAAGCAGUCCACUCCAUCCUUCGGGAAAAGCAGCGUCGCCAGCUUCUUCAAACGGAGUCUCUGCCGCCCAACCAGCGGUACGUCCCGUUCGGGGGCAAACGUCUGUGUGCCCUGAAAGGAGCGCGGCCCGCCAUGAACCGAGCAGCAUCAGCUCCAUCACGCAGGCUCCCCCGCAGGAAACAGGCGAGGAACCGCUUCACCAUCGACACCGACCUGGUCCGCCAUGGCAACAACAACAACAACGGCAACGACUCGGAUCCCUCUUACCCGCCUCUGUCGCAGCACGCUCUCCCUCAGUCGAACAAACCUCAAGGAGAGGACACGGACCGCUGGGUGGAGGAACAGUUUGACCUGGGUCGCUACGAGGAACCGGGCGACAGCAUCAACGUGGGGCAAAUGAAGGAGACGGACAUCCUGAGCGACGACGACGACUACUGCAAGUCGGUCCGAGCCGCUUCGGCGGAACCGGACCGCCUGGAGGGGAGGAUGGAGGGACUCGACCUUCGGGUGAACGAGGCGAGGGGCCACAACCUGAACGGAGGAGCAGGAAGCGAGGUGAUGCUGAGCGGCGCGCCGGAGGAGGACGUCGACCGAGUGAAGCCCGGGGAGGAUUCGGGUUCUCGUGGCGUCUCUCUGUCUCGCUGCGCGACCCCGACUGUAAAGCUUGGCCCCUUGAAGCAGUGUGUGGCGGAGGGGGCCACGAGUAAGAGCCGUGAUGUCAUCUGGGUGCGGCGGGACAACUUUGCAAACGGCUGCAAAAGUGACGUUUUCUGAUUUUAUGAAUGAAAAGAAAACGAUGCGCAGAAAGGAGACUAAGAGCGGCUUCUUCCACUUUUACAUGAAGUAGGAGGGCCAAAACACGCAGGGGAAGAUUAGUUACAAGCUUUAAAUACGUUGAAUUUGGAGGUAUUUGUGUAAGGUAUUAAUGAUCUCCCUGUGUCACUCAACAACCCUCCUCUUCCCAUCUAACCUGCAUCUCCUUUUGUACUGACAAUCCUAACGUACCGAAACACAGCGAGUGAGGAGAAGUGAAAUGUGCUCUCAUCCCCGACUCCUUAAGGGUGAAGCCGAAAGAAGACCUGGUCGUCGAGAUAAACAAACACACACACCUGCAGAAUUGUAUAUGAACACAACAGCACUGCAUGUGCACGCCAGUCCACAAGCAACUGUACGUACACUGUAGGUGCAUAAAGUACACAGCAGCUCACGCUGUACUGAAGACACUCUGAUGUUGUGGCCAAAAUGUCUAUUUUUUAACACAGGAAUGUGGGUGUUAUAUUUUUUUGACACAAAAACUGCAUUUGUAUUUUAACACUCAAGGGCUGUGUUUUACUGAACUUCUCUUCAGGGGCUUUUGGCUUAAUGACUGCUGUGUAAGAAGAUGGCGAGAUGAUCGAACUAGCUUUAUUGUGCAUUUUUAUUGUUUUUAACUAAAUAUCAGCUGCACAUUGGUGUGUCGUCAGGAGCACAAUGAAGUGCUUUUUGACAUUUUGAAGCUCACUUUUGUGCCCUAGGCUACUCUUUUACAAGGCAGUCUACCAAUUCUUUAUUUAAUUAUUGUCUUUUUACUCUAAUUAUUUGAUGUUUACACCACACUCCGCUACGCAGUGUUACAAACCACUUUAUGUGCGUUUAGUGCCAGAAACAGGCCAGAGAGUCAUCAGCUUCCCAUAAAUACCCAGUCUCUAAUGAUGUUCCUCAUAUACCAUGCCAUAGUUAUUUAGUUAAAUAACCAAUUUCAUUAAUAGAUUGGGUCUACUCUCGCCCCAGAGGCCAUGGUCUCAUCAUGCCCCUAAACCUUGAACCUUAAAUCCUUACAAUAUCAAAAUAAUUCUCCCAACAAUCCUGUUUUACUCAAUGCAGCCAUGUGAGUGAUUGUACUGGAACUCCAGAGAAAAAGUCGUACGGUUGACUUGUGAUCCAGACAUCUUCUCUCUCCAGCUGCUUUUACCUUUUGUCAUGUCAAGAAGCAUCACAACCACGGACAAGUUGGCUAAGACUUUACAUCCAUGAUGAUCGUUACCGUAUUUACGCUUUCCCCUCCUGCAUUUCUUCACUUGUCCACCAGGCUGCGCUGUUUCAUUUAUCAUCACAACAACGCCCUGGUUGCAGGGCGCAACCUUCAUGCACACCUAAAUGGAUGUAUUGAACAUGCACUUAAUACUUAACUGUGAGUGACUCUCAGAGAAAAUCUUGCUCCAAGUUGUUUGGUCAUUUGAGGAAAAUAAUACACUUUGGAUGUUAUUGUCUUUUUAACUAUGAUGCUGGUUUCUUUAGAGUUUUAGUUUUCUGGAUGAUGAUGCCCAUCAUGGACGCUCAGACUGUGAGACACAAUCACCUGGCCUUGGAGGCAAAUCCUGUGAGAACCCCCUUUUAAACUCCUCCCUUUGUAUUUUUAAAACUGUGUUCGUACAUAAAACUGUGGAGUAUUAUCAUUCCUAUGUUUAAAAUAAAUUUUCUAAAUUUA